Drosophila hydei is the source of this 976-nucleotide messenger RNA. RefSeq lists its product as uncharacterized. The coding region runs from base 33 to 818 and encodes 261 amino acids. Gene Ontology annotation, molecular function: chitin binding. The transcript has 3 exons. NCBI's taxonomy places the organism in Eukaryota, Metazoa, Arthropoda, Insecta, Diptera, Drosophilidae. The record is from RefSeq and is a predicted model, not a curated record.
UUACAGUUGCAUUUAGCCAAUUUAUUUGCAAAAUGCGACUUGCCAUUAUAAUAUGGAUUGCUGUGCUGAGCCUAUCGCAGGGGGCAUACGCCCCGGAUAUAUGCUCAAAACAGUCUUUCGGCUACAAAACCGUCGAUUCGAAAGACCCGAAGUCAUAUUUCCUAUGCCUAGGCCUGCUGGGCAAGGUGUGGGGCCAUUGCGAUGAUGGAUUUCUGUUCAAUGGACCACAGCAAAAGUGUAUUAUCGACAGGCAGCUAAAGGCAGCCAGAGAGGAUGCCGGCGGUCCGGAUAAUGUUUUCAACAUUAACCAGAAUAUAAGCAUGCACAAGCCAAUUAUAUUCAACAUCUUUGGUUCACUGUGGAAGCCUUCACAUCCUUCACCCCCAUCUACAACGCCAGAGCCGCCAGUCACCAUAGAGUCCAGCACAGCAUUACCGAAUACGACAGAGAGUUCUUCUUCAACAACGGAUAGUUCUACAGUGAGUUCUUUGGCUCCGAGCACCACCACUGAGAGCUCUUCCUCUUCCUCAACGGCUAGUUCCACGCAGAGUUCUUCUUCCUCCUCAACGGCUAGCUCGACCGAGAGCUUCUCUUCUUCUUCAACUGAGAGUUCCUCUUCCUCUUCAACUGUGAGCUCCACAGAAAUAUCUUCUUCUUCCUCAGUGGCAAGUUCUACGGAGAGCUCUUCCUCUUCCUCAACGGCAAGCUCCACAGAGAGUUCUUCUUCAUCUUCAACUGAGAGCUCUACUGAGAGUUCUUCGUCUUCCUCCACGGAGCACUCUGACACGACUACAGCCUGCACGACGGAUGAGAGCUAAGUCGACUGCUGGCUUAUUUAAUCAGAGCUAAGAAUAAGAUCAGCUCUCGGCUUCAGCAAUCAAGCCAAAUUUUAAAUUAGCUUUAAGCGGAUGCUAUGACAAUUCAGUUUUAAUGGCGAUUAAAUAUUAAGGAUGCAUAUGGUUCAGAGUUCAUCCCA